Molecule: messenger RNA, 381 nt
Organism: Symbiodinium natans
Lineage: Eukaryota; Dinophyceae; Suessiales; Symbiodiniaceae
Source: the annotation of a GenBank genome assembly
AUGCGGUUUGACCAAGUCUACCAGCGCUACAUGAUCAGUGGUGCAAAUGCCGACUUCACAACCAUGUGCAUCGAUCUUGACAUGCUAAAUUAUGAUUCGGGAAAGAGCCUCGAUGAUGAUUCGAAAAAGAUGCUUCGGGCAAAUGGCCUCCUGAUCCUGUGUGCCUUGGCAACCAGCCAGGUGCUGCUUCCAAAAUCCCUGCCAAAGGGGGAGUGCGCGAGAAUGUGGAGUGAAGUGAUAAUGACAUCGACGGUGAACAAGGGCCAAUGCACACCGGAGGACCUCGAGAAUGCCCUUGCACGACUGUGGGGGCUGUCAAGUGACCACCAGAAGAGGAUACUUUCUGCAGCCGUUGACAAGUUGACAUGUCAUGAGCAAUAA